Molecule: messenger RNA, 1791 nt
Organism: Sclerotinia sclerotiorum 1980 UF-70
Lineage: Eukaryota; Fungi; Ascomycota; Leotiomycetes; Helotiales; Sclerotiniaceae
Exons: 3
Coding region: 1-1791 (596 amino acids)
Molecular function (GO): metal ion binding
Source: RefSeq, a predicted model, not a curated record
AUGCUGGGUAACGGAGCGCCACAACCGCCGCAGCCGCAUAUGCGAAAUGGCAGCAGCUCCAACAAUCAAUACCCUCGGCAUAUGAGCACCGGUAGCUUGAAUAUUGCAAAUGGUCAAUCGGGUCCCAUCAAUGGUGCUUCUCCUAGAGCGGAUGGGGUGGCAAGAAGUCCUCCUACUAGACAAACUGGUCAAGCUUGCCCAUUCAGUCACGAUCUAGCUAGUACAACUGACAAUGUCUGCAAAUACUUUUCAAAGGGUAAUUGCAAGUUUGGACCUAAAUGCGCAAACAUACACGUUCUGCCUGAUGGAAGACGGAUCAAUUAUAAAGCAAAUAUGCCACCGAUGGCACCGGCUCUGAAUCUUGGAGGACGAAUAAACCCAGAUCCUUAUCAUGGACAAGGUUCGGCUUUAACAAAUUCUUUCGCUCGGGCCCAGGGUGUACCCUCAUCGCCAUAUGGUCAACCCUAUGGCCCUUUCACAACACAAGAGGAUGGAUUUGUUCCUAUGGUUGGCAGACAGCAAAGUGUUGAUAUCAAUAUUCCGACGAUCGAUACGAGUUAUGCAUCGCAUCCUGGUUCAAAUUAUGGGUCGCCUAGAGAUGAUAUGAUGGAUCGAUUUGGCCUUGGACUUUCACCAGUUGCUGCCAAAGGAUUAAGUGUCUUGGAUGCUCCUUUGCCAGCUUCAUUCGAUAGUAAUGGUGUAUCGUGGAUUGCAAGACAUGGAAAAGUAGCAUCCUCAGUUCCUACGAAGUUUGGCAUUGAUUCUCCCCCAUCAUCAGUUGGUGGAGGAAAGCCAACAGACGCCUUAAGAAGCUUGCAUAGCUCUGCAUUUGGAGAUGACACUAGGGAUCGAUUCAACGGAAUCGCAUCAUCUCCGCCAUCCGAGGAAUAUUUUGGGAAACGCACCAUGCAUUCUCAGCGAUCGACCAAACCAAAGAUUAUAUCGGCAAGCCUUCCAAGAGAGCAUAAAGAGCUAGACUGGUCAGAGGCUUUCUCAUUUGAAGAAGAUUUACUACCGGAAGCUCUCCAUGAUCUUAUGACACCAGCAGAGAAAGCUAGAAGAAAUUCUCGGGCCGCCUACGAUGAAUCAAAGCCAUCUCGGGGAUUUUAUGAUGAAGUAAGAUCAACAUACAGUGGAACAGGUACCCCGAGCAAUGAUACCCCGACAAAAUUUGGCUCUCCAUCAAACGGAAGCCCUUCUUCUAGAUGGGGUGCCUACUUUCAACCAAAAGCCAAGGAAGAAGAGAUUUCUCGAGCUUCAGUAUUUGGUCAUGUAGGCUCUCCACUUCGGAACUCUCUUCUUCAUGAAGGAGCAAGUCCUAGCUCAAGACCAAUUGCUCGUCCUAAUACAUCUGGUGAUGCAUUGUCAAAUGUUGCAUCUCCACCUCGCCAAACUUCCAUGUCUAUCAUUUCACAACAACUUCAGCGAACUCGUCUCUCCAGAGCCGAAUCCAAUGGUAGCGAUCCCAGCCUUCUUUCAUCAUCGGCAACGCGCACUAUUACUACUCCCAUUGGUUCGGGUCGAUCGGCUUUUUCGGCUGAUAGACAACCUAGCUCUGCUAGUAUUGGUGGCAGUGGCAGAUUUACCACACCCAUUGACGAAGAACAGGGUGAUUUCGUUUUCAAUAUGGAAGGCAUGGAUGAUGAUGAGAGAAGUCAGAAAAGAAGCAGCCCUUGGAACAUCGCUGGAAGUAACAAGAGCCCAAGCUUAGGCGCUGUUGGUGGUGGUCGAAGCAUUCCAGCAAAUAAGACUAACGGCAGUGGCCUCGAUGGAAUGUUUGGUGGACGAUGA